CACCCUACCUUCUUGUGGCGCAUGCGCGAAGGCAGCAUUUCCGGGUACGACAUGUAAUAUGAAGAGGCUGGUAUACUAGUGAGGCAUCGUUAGAACGCUUAAAAAACCCCAAUGAUUCCUAUAUGUCCAGUGGUCUCCUUCACCUAUGUGCCCAGCCGGCUUGGUGAAGAUGCCAAAAUGGCUACCGGCAAUUAUUUCGGAUUUACGCAUGGCGCCGCAGCUCAGUACAGCCAGCAGCCAGCUGCAGGGGUAGCAUACACUCACCCCACCACUGUGGCCAGUUACACAGUUCAUCAGGCACCUGUGGCAGCACACACUGUUGCAGCAGCCUAUGCACCCACUGCAGCUGCCGUUGCCGUAGCAAGGCCUGCGCCUGUUGCUGUGGCAGCUGCAACUGCUGCCGCUUAUGGAGGAUACCAACCAACCCACACUACCAAUGAUUAUGGCUACCCACAACGCCAGGCGGAGGUCCCGCCACCCCCUCCACCAGUCACUUCACAGAACUACCAGGACUCUUACUCAUAUGUCCGCUCCACGGCUUCAGCUGUAGCUUAUGACAGUAAGCAGUACUACCAGCAGCCUUCUGUUACAGCAGCUGUUGCUGCUGCACAGCCGCAGCCCAGUGUUGCAGACUCUUACUACCAGACAGGUAUGUUUGCUCCUUAUGCUCUUUAUGCACAUUUCUCAAUGUAUAAUAAUUGUUUGAUCACCCUUGAAAAUGUACAUUCAGCAGUUUCUGCAUGUAAGCUACACACUUGUUUUCUUUGCUGACCAGAGAUGAUUGUU
This is a messenger RNA of Poecilia latipinna (sailfin molly), 786 nucleotides long. Its product is annotated as zinc finger RNA-binding protein-like. The coding region runs from base 112 to 771 and encodes 219 amino acids. The record is from RefSeq and is a predicted model, not a curated record. NCBI's taxonomy places the organism in Eukaryota, Metazoa, Chordata, Actinopteri, Cyprinodontiformes, Poeciliidae. The transcript is spliced from 4 exons.